CACGCUCCAGCUCGUGACAGACAGUCAGGCACAAGUGAGUAUCACUAGACUAUUGACCAUUUUAUGAAGCGAAUACAUCGAAUUAACUGUCGAAGCAGUCUACUUGGUAGCGGACGUUUGCUUGAAUGACACGCGAUCAAACUAACUUUUCCUCAGAGAAGACUUGACCCGAUGCCAGAGAGAUUCCUUAGCAUCCAUCUCACCUCUCUUUCUGCAACAUCCACCUCUCUCAUACGGAUUGCCUGAGCCUCUGUCGCCCCAUGGAGAUAGCUGUAGAUGGCUGAGCAGCUCGUCACAGGCUGGUUUCGGAUUGUUGCCGGCUCCUUGGAGAUAGAGGAAUGCAAAUCUGCAAUCAUGAUGGAAGGAUUGAAAAAGCGUACCAGGAAGGCCUUCGGGAUACGGAAGAAAGAGAAAGACAAUGACUCCACGGGGUCACCAGACAGAGAUCCACAGAAAAAGACCAACGGGGCGCCUAACGGCUUCUGUGGGGAAAUCGACUGGGAGCGAUAUAACUCCCCUGAGGUGGACGCUGAAGGUUACAGCCUCAGGCCUGAAGAUGAAGCUGAACCGUCCCCUAAAGUCAAGACAACACAUUUCUUCUCGUCGAGCGAGUCGGAGGGAGAGGAAGAUCAUCGACCAAAGUUCAAGAUCAAGAUCAAGCCGCUGGCGGCAGACAAAGCCGAAUAUGCGGCCCCCUCGGUAGAUGAACUAAAAGCCUCCAUAGGCAACAUAGCUCUGUCUCCCUCUCCUAUGAGACGUAGCCCGGGUCUAUUGAAAAGAAAUACAUCUAGUGAGGAAAUUGCCAGACCAAGACGUGCUGUUCCCACGGUGACGCCUGCCCCAGCUGCUGCCCCAGAGGCCACCCCCUCCUCAUCUCCUGCCCCCAUACCUCCCCCAGAGCCACCCAGCAGCAAGAGACCUUCAGUACCAGAGGAUGCUACAGCCUUAUUUGGGCCUCCACUGGACACAGCCUUUGAUGAAAUCAAAACGGAAGCACCACCUCCACUCCCUCCCAAGAAUGUGCCGACCUCCCCCCCUCCGUGUGGCUCUCCCCCAGCUGACGCUACCGAUGUGUCGAGAGAGGAGGACGAGGGGUCCCGGAAGCCCUCCAUUGCAGAUCUAGACAACAUCUUCGGCCCAGAAGAUGGCUCUCAGUCCGGGGACGAGGUCGCAGACAAGUGGGUCUGUUUCAGCGAGGAGUCGCCCAACCUGCCUCCUCCGCCUGAGGAGCCUGCGCCUCCUCUCCCCAAAUCCCCACCUCCCCCUGAUGAGCCGGCUCCGCCCUUACCCACCUCCCCUCCGCCUGCCUCAGACCCCAGUCCUCCACCCCUGCCCAUAUCCCCUCCCCCAGCAGAGGAGCCCUGUCCACUGUCACCUCCACCUGUCCAAUCACCUCCCAAGGAGACUGCUCCUCCCCUCCCCCCAGCUCAAACCCCGCCUAAAGACACUGCUCCUGCUGCAGUCCCACCCCCACCGGAGGACCCUGCGCCUCCUCCUCCGCCUCCUGAGGACCUAGUCCCUCUCUCCUCUCCUUCUCCUCCUCCUCCUACUCCCCCUCCAUCUGCAGAAUCUCCACCCUUAAAAUCCCCCCCUGGCCCUCCGCCGGACCCUUUUCUGGAGGCGGGGUCGGACUCGGCCACGAGCCCCCCGGACACGGCUGCGCGCACCAUCCCCCCGCCCCUGGUGCUGAGCCAGGAGGAGCUCCAGAGCCCGGAGGGGACCCAGCCGAGAGACGACCUGACGGAGACGAGCGCUUCGCCCAAAGACGCCGGCCAGGCCAGCCGUGCCACCCCUCCCCCGCCCCCACCCCCCACAUACAGGGCCGUGGUGUCGUCCCCUGGGCCCUGCCCUCCCGCUGGAGGCUCCGGCAGUGGUUCCUCCUCUCCUGCCCGUCCUGCCACACCGUCGGGCACCACCAGUAGCCCCACACCGCCCCCUCCCCCUCCGCGCCCCCCUUCACGUCCCAAACUGCCCCCAGGGAAGCCCAGCGUGGGUGAUGUGAAUCGCCCAUUCAGUCCCCCUAUACACUCCUCGAGCCCCCCACCCAUGGCCCCUUUGGCACGGGCCGAGAGCACCUCCUCCAUCUCCUCCACCAACUCGCUGAGUGCCGCCACCACCCCAACCGUCGGUAAAGAGCUCUCCGUGUCUGUGUCAGAAGAUGACGCUUAUGUAGACAAACUGCCCAGCUUUGAGAGGCGUGGGGACCUGCCGGCAGAGAAUGACCAGCCCUCCCUCGUAUGGUUUGACAGAGGCAAGUUUUAUUUGACCUUUGAAGGCUGCUCUCGAGGGCCUAGUCCACUCACUAUGGGAGCCCAGGACACUCUGCCGGUGGCGGCGGCCUUCACCGAAACGGUCAACGCGUACUUCAAAGGGGCCGACCCCAGCAAGUGCGUGGUGAAGAUCACAGGAGAGAUGGUGCUGUCCUUCCCGGCAGGGAUCACCCGGCACUUUGCCAACAACCCCGCACCUGCCGUGCUCACCUUCAGCAUCAGCAACUACAACCGACUGGAGCACGUCCUCCCCAACCCCCAGCUUCUGUGCUGUGACACCACGCAGUCCAAUUCCAACUCAAAGGAGUUCUGGGUGAACAUGCCAAACCUGAUGACGCACCUGAAGAAGGUGGCCGAGCAGAAGCCACAGGCCACCUACUACAACGUGGACAUGCUGAAGUACCAGGUGUCGGCGCAAGGUCUCCAGUCGACUCCUUUGAGCUUGGCCUCCAACUGGCGCUGUGAGCCCACCAGCACAGACCUCCGAAUAGACUACAAAUACAACGGAGACGCCAUGACAACGGCCGUCGCCCUCAACAACGUCCAGUUCCUCAUCCCCGUGGACGGAGGCGUCAGCAAGCUGCAAGCAGUGCUUCCACCAGCUGCCUGGAAUGCCGAGCAGCAGAGAAUCCUGUGGAAGAUUCCAGAUAUUUCUCUCAAGUCUGAGAAUGGAGGUGUGGGGUCCCUGUUGGCCAGGUUCCAGUUGACCGAGGGUCCUAGUAAGCCAGCUCCACUGGCUGUGCAGUUCACUAGUGAGGGCAGCAACCUGUCUGGCUGCGACAUCAAGCUUGUGGGUCCUGGCUACCGCUUCUCCCUCAUCAAGAAGAGGUUUGCUGCAGGAAAAUAUUUGGCUGAGUAAUCAACACUACUGAUCUAGACAAUGGAGAUUCACUUCUCUGGACUGAAUAAGUAAAAAAAAGAAAACAGGAAGAAAAAUGACAAGGAAAAAAAACACACAAGGACAGACUAACAUACCAACUCCCUACACUGUAAGAAACUCCCUUUCUAUACAUACAAGAAACUGGACAGUUCUAUGGUGUUGUAUAACUUGCAUAUAGAAUUGUUGGCCGUUUUAGGGUGUACUACUUCUUGUAUUUGUAAACUGUAUUAAUUUCCAAACAUCCAUAUUGCAGCAGUUAGACCCUCUCUGGUUUACCCUCCUUUGCAGUUAGACUCUGUGUUCUGUCAGACGUGUAGUGUUUCUCCAACCCUCUUACUGUGGCUGCCUGACAACUCAACAUGAAUCAGCAAGCUGGACAUACAGCCAGUGAGUGUCCAUUCAGUUGUAGAGACCUGCAGUUUGCAAGACUUUAUUUUUGGUUCAUCACUGUGACGAUAAUCAUCCAGUAAUAUGUGACUGCAAGGAAUCAGAUUGGUGGCGUCACUAUCCAGCAAAGAAAAGAGUUGCUCUGCUAAUAGUUAGCAUCUCAUACAGUCAAUACAGUCAAUACAGUCUCAAAUGCAAUCGGCAACAGGCUGAAUAGCUUUUCUCACAUGUUCUGGACAGUAGUAUAUGACACAUUUUUGUUUCAUUAAUAACUAAUUGAUACAUAUUUAUAUUUAAGGGACAGAUUUUCUGAUUUCAUUGAGGAGAUAACGAUUUGAUCCAGAGCUGAUGGUGUAAUCCGUUGUUUGUGUUUCCACAAUGGCAUAGAGAUUUAAUUGAAUCAUUUCUGUUUGUUGUUAGUUUGUUUUCAUGGUUAGCUGAACUGAACUGAGUACUCAGGCAGCUACAGUUAUGAACAAAGUCCUGCUUGCAAUAUUUACAAAAGAAAAAACAUUUUCCCAUGAAAAAGUUCAAGUGUCAUUUUAAAUUGAUAAUGUAUAUCUUAAAGGGCGUUUGGUGUUUUUGUUGUAUUGUUAAAUAGCCUUUCUGUUGUUCUUGAAACAGCAGUGUUAGACUUCAGAGUACAUGACAGCAUUCUAUUUUUAUUUAUUGACAAUUCUAAUUUGUUGUAAAAAAAUAAAUAUGUGAACUGUAUAUGAAUAGACUUUGAAUGGUAUCAGGAUUUAGGGUCCUUAAAGUUAUAAAUAACUGAUUUUUUGUUAUCUGUGUAGUUGGGUAAACUGUGUACAGUGUAAUGCUGAGCUAUAAUUUUUAACUUUAUUUCAGAUAUAAUUUUUUAACUCAAGUGCAACAGAAGAUUUGAGCUAUAUAAAUAUAUAUAAAAAAUAAAUAUAUAUGGGUGGGGGUUAAAAAAAAAAAAACACAAGGAAGAAAAAAAAAACAUGAUCUACCUGAACGAAUCAUGCUUUUUGAAAGCAGUGUUACAUCCAGUAGAAGUGCACUGUAAGAAAUGACGAGGAUUGUCUGCUGUUUGACAUGGCGAGCGCUUUCACCAUCCACGCCACGCUGACGUGUUUGUCCCCAGCUCCCCCCCCCCUCCCUGUGCAUUCUAUCCAUCAGCUGGAGCAUGAGCCCCGAUCAAAAACCCACCCCGUGCUUGAACCCAUGGCUUUACUUUGCAUACAGUAAUGGUCUCUGUGAGAUGACAAGAGUAAGGUUUGGGGGGUUUAGAUGACCAAAUUUUGUUUUUGUUUUUGUUUUGUAUUUAAUGUUAUGUGUGUAUUCUGGGGGAAAAGCCUGUGAAAUGAAUUUCAGUUUGAGUAUUUUUAAAAAAUGUUAAAAUGACAAAGAGAAAAGGAAUAUUGUUUUAUGUGCGAACAAAAUAUUCCACUGUGCUACUGUUGAUCUUCCCAGUUGCUCUGCUAUUUCAUACUGAGAACAAACAUCAGUGUCAUUUACUUUUGGAAGUCUGCUGCAGACGUGACGACGGUUUAAAAAAGAACAUGGUGCUUCAUGAUGCUACAUGGCAACCUUCAUAGGCUAAAAGUGGAAACAGUCAAAACAGAGUAUGACAUCGCUACUCAUUUACAUAUUCCCUGACCCUCCUGUGUUGUUUGGUCUCUCCAAAACUAGUGCUAAUCAUAUAAUUCAAAGAAGACCUAAUGUGUGGUUUGUACCUAUGAAUGGUGUUAUGCAGUUCUAUGUGGCUGAAGCUAUGUAUGUCUACACUGUCCCAAAGUGAAAUGUUUCCCUGAUGAGUUGAAGAAGAAUAGAGCUUUAUGUUGAGUCGGGGGGUGAGAGGAAGUGUGCGUGUGUGUGUUGGCGUGUGUGUGCGUGCGUGCAUGUGUGUGCGUGUGUGGGUGUGUGUGUGUGUGUGCGUGCGUGCGUUUGUGUGUGUGUGUGUAUGUGCGUUCAGGUGGGUUGUGGUGGGUUCGGGUUUGUGCUGUAACAGACUGCUGUAGACCUGUUUCCAUCUCUUCCCAGCAAAAUGUGCUGUGUUUGUAUAAACCAUGUGAACGAUGAACAGAGAUAUAGUUUGCUCUUCCCAAACCAAUAAAAGUUCUGAGCUGGACACACACUUGGUGCACUCAUUUUGCACACACACAUACAUCCUGUCAUUUUGGACAUUCGUUCUGUGUUAUGGUCAUGCCUGGAAUGAUUUAGUACCCAUUGCUUUUUUUGUACAUAAAACUGAAUUCACCAUUUUCAAUAACAAUCUCUAGGAUUCCCAUGCGGCUUGGCUAAUCUUACAGUACAAAUGAAAAACCCAUCAGCCAUUUGCACUUAGAGCAAUUUGAAUAUUUAUCUUUCGAAUUUCUUAUAACAAAAGACAAAAGUGGCCAUUUGGGUUCUGUAAACAAUUGGAGUGCUUUUGAAUACUCAGUUGACACAGUUUGCUCUGCUUCUAAACACCUACAGGUGUUUCUGCAGUCAACAUGGUUACCGAACAAAUGCUAUAAUCCAUUAAUAUGCCUUGACUUCAUUUAUAGUCAGAAUAGCUGCUACACACAGCAUAAAGUUCUCUGUUCCCUUCUCCAUGCUAGUCACCAUAUCCAUAGCACAGAUACUAAAUAUGCAAACGUUUCAUGCAAUGCAUUUGAAUGUCCCAUUUUCUUUUUUCUUUUCUUUUCUUUUUUAAAAAAGAUAAUGCAAAAUGACCCCUACUCAUUGCUGUUCUUGAAGAUGUUAUGUGAAUUUUCUUGGUAAUAAAGUAAGGAAUACAAAAUUCA
Molecule: messenger RNA, 6287 nt
Organism: Sardina pilchardus (European sardine)
Lineage: Eukaryota; Metazoa; Chordata; Actinopteri; Clupeiformes; Clupeidae
Gene: sgip1a
Product: SH3GL interacting endocytic adaptor 1a
Exons: 25
Coding region: 277-3129 (950 amino acids)
Biological process (GO): actin filament polymerization; clathrin-dependent endocytosis
Cellular component (GO): cytoplasm; plasma membrane; actin filament
Molecular function (GO): actin filament binding
Source: RefSeq, a predicted model, not a curated record